Messenger RNA from Mitosporidium daphniae, 978 nucleotides. RefSeq names its product eukaryotic translation initiation factor 2-alpha kinase. Gene Ontology annotation, molecular function: protein binding. The record is from RefSeq and is a predicted model, not a curated record. The coding region runs from base 1 to 978 and encodes 325 amino acids. The transcript has 2 exons. Lineage: Eukaryota; Fungi; Microsporidia.
AUGCUUGAAGCGAGUGCCUUUGAAGCGAUAUUUAUGGAAUUUUUUUCGUGGACAAGCAAAUCUGACCAAAACGAACGCGAAGAAAAUAUUUUUUCUUUGAGGAUAGUUCCGUUUGUCAAGAGCGAAAUGGAGGUUCUUCUUGAGAUCACAUUGUCCAAGGGAUAUCCAGAAGUUGCCCCGAAAAUCGAGAUGAAGGAAACAAAGGGUCUCAAUCUUAAUAUGAUAAGCGAUGUCAAUGCGUUGAUAGCCAAAAACGUGCAGGAGACAUCAAACGAUGAUACGGUUUAUUCGCUUUAUCAGGAGAUAAGGAUUUUGCUGGAUAGCUUUGAGUCCGCUCCUUCUAUUUAUGACCAAAUGAUGUCUAGAAAAAAGAUCGAGUCCGAUAAAGCGAUACUUGACCACCGCAAAGAUCUUUCCAUCAUCAAUAAGAACGAUGGGCACUGCAUUACUCAUGUUGAUGAAAACAUGACCAAUUUAGAGUUUAAAAUCACUGAAACUCUCAAGAUCAAACAGUCCCUUUUGAAGGAAAAGAUCGAGCACUCGCAUGAGCCAGAUCAAGCGCAUUUGGACAAGGUUCCGGAAAAGCUUUUUUUGAAAGAAGUUGAUUUGAAAGGCGCCAAAUAUAAUUUUCUCCUUGCAAAUCGGCGGUUUGAGAGGCAAAACUUUGUUGCGGAAAAGUUUUUCUUUGAAAAGCAAAUUUCAAAGCUCGAUUUUCUAGAUAUCACCGAGUACUUUGGGUUUUUGGUGCUCAAAAACCUCAAGAAAAACGAGCAUUUUUCGUUCCCAGUGGUGAUAUACGAAAUUCCGGUGUCCAUGAAGUACUAUCUCUUUUCCGAAAACGGGUCAGCCAAAAUAUGCGGCUUUCUAAAUGGGCUGCAAAACAACUUUGACGGCUUCUUUGAAAUAUACAGUGCACAUUAUUUGGUGCCUCCCGUGGAAUCCGAUAAAGGCGGAUCCAUUUUUAUUGCGCAAGAGUGA